Messenger RNA from Ahaetulla prasina, 2058 nucleotides. RefSeq names its product vomeronasal type-2 receptor 26-like. The transcript has 4 exons. The record is from RefSeq and is a predicted model, not a curated record. Gene Ontology annotation, biological process: G protein-coupled receptor signaling pathway. Gene Ontology annotation, cellular component: membrane. NCBI's taxonomy places the organism in Eukaryota, Metazoa, Chordata, Lepidosauria, Squamata, Colubridae. The coding region runs from base 1 to 2058 and encodes 685 amino acids. Gene Ontology annotation, molecular function: G protein-coupled receptor activity.
AUGGUCUCCAACGAAGGCCAACAAUACUUGGGGAUUCUUAAACUGCUUCAGCAUUUUGGAUGGACCUGGAUCGGGAUCUUCUUUCAUGACAAUGACAAUGGGCAGACUUUUCUGCAGACUCUGGAAAGUUUGUUUUUCCAGAAUGGCAUCUGCACAGCUUACAGGCAAAAAAUCCCACAGCGCAUCCGCUUUGAUAACAUUGAAGAAAUGCUCGAAAUAACCUCGUAUAUCGACGUACCUUUAACUGAUCACAAAACCAAGGUGUUCCUCCUCUAUGGAGAAUCAGUGACCCUGGCCCAGCUGAGGACCAUUCUAUUCAAACAAGACCUCAGAAAUAACUUAAAAGAUUCAUUGAUGAAAGUAUGGGUCAUGACAAGUGGAAUUGAUUUCACACUACCCGCCUUGCAAAGAAGUUGGGACCUGAACUUUUUUCAGGGUGCCAUUUCCUUUACAUUUCACUCCAGAGAACUUCCGGGGUUCAAUAAGUUUCUUGAAGGCAUAAAACCAUCCAAGACCAAAAGUCAGAGGUUCCUGAAGGACUUUUGGGAGCGAGCGUUUGACUGUACUUUUCCCGAUCCUGAUAUGGAAAUUGAGGAGGAUGACAUGUGUACUGGCAAAGAGAGAUUACGGGAUCUCCCCAGGCCUCUGUUUGAGAUGGAAACCACUGUACAUAGCUACAGUAUCUAUAACGGUGUUUAUGCAGCAGCACAUGCUUUGAACGCCAUGCUGUCAUCUCAGUCCCAUCAGAGAUCCUUCAGGAAGGUUCAAACCGCUGAUCUUUUUGAGCUGCAACCUUGGCAGCUCCAUCCCUACCUUCAAAGGGUUUCUUUCAACAAUUCAGCUGGUGACGCAGUGUCCUUCAAUGAGCAAAAGGAAAUGAGAGGUGGAUUUGACGUUGUGCACAUGGUCAUUUUUCCAAACCGGUCCUUCGAGAGGGUGAAAAUUGGUUGGAUCGAUCCAAAUGGACACCAAGAAGAUGAAUUGGUCAUCAGGGACAAUAGGAUUUUGUGGCAUAGAGCUUUCAAUCGGACUUGUCCCCUUUCAAUAUGUAAUGAACAGUGCCGUCCUGGAAAUCAAAAGAAAAAGAAGGAAGGGGAAACAUUUUGUUGCUAUGACUGUGUUCCUUGCCCUGAAGGGGAGAUUUCAAACAAAACAGAUAUGGAAAAAUGCUUCAAAUGUCCAGAAGACCAAUACCCAACCAAAGGAAAAGAUGACUGCAUCCAGAAAAUUGUAACAUACCUUUCUUACAGGGAACCUCUAGGGUUUACUUUGGCCUCCAUUUCUAUUUCAUUGUCUUUGAUCACUGUUCUCAUAUUAGGGAUAUUCCUUAAGCACAGAGAUACCCCUCUGGUCAAAGCCAACAACCAGGACCUCACCUACAUUCUCCUUAUCUCCCUCCACUUCUGCUUCCUGUGUCCUCUCCUGUUCAUUGGUCAACCCGGUGAGGUCACUUGCCUUCUCCGACAACCGACCUUUGGCAUCAUCUUCUCCGUGGCUGUUUCUUGCAUCUUGGCCAAAACCCUCACUGUGGUUGUAGCCUUCAUGGCUACCAGGCCAGGCUCCAACAUGAAGAAAUGGGUGGGAAAAAGGAUGGCAACCUCCAUUGUCCUUUUCUUCUCUCUCAUCCAAGUUGGUCUUUGCGCCAUCUGGCUAGGAUCUUUCCCUCCAUUCCCACAGUUGAACAUGCAUUCUGUGACCGAGGCCAUCAUCAAUGAAUGUAACGAAGGCUCUACGGUCAUGUUCUCCUGUGUCCUAGGCUACAUGGGCUUCCUGGCUCUUGCCAGCUUCUUUGUGGCCUUCUGUGCUCGCAGAUUACCGGACAGCUUCAAUGAAGCCAAAUUCAUUACCUUUAGCAUGCUGGUAUUUUGCAGUGUUUGGGUCCUAUUUGUUCCAACUUACCUGAGCUCCACAGGAAAAGCCUUGUUUGCUGUGGAGAUCUUCUCCAUCUUAGUUUCUAGUGCUGGAUUACUGGGAUGUAUCUUUUCCCCUAAAUGCUACAUCAUCCUGUUGAAACCUGAGCUGAAUACCAAGGAUCAGCUAGUAAGAAGAAAGACCUGA